Messenger RNA from Fusarium pseudograminearum CS3096, 195 nucleotides. RefSeq lists its product as uncharacterized. Lineage: Eukaryota; Fungi; Ascomycota; Sordariomycetes; Hypocreales; Nectriaceae. Bases 1 to 195 code for a protein of 64 amino acids. The record is from RefSeq and is a predicted model, not a curated record. The transcript is spliced from 2 exons.
AUGAAGUGGCUCACUCUCGUUCUUACCUCGGCUGCCGUGGUCGCUGCCUCGCCUAUCGCUUCUUUGUCUUCCAUCUCGCCAACUGGACCAUGCCCUCAGUCCAAGAUCGAUGCCAUCCUCAGUGGCGAAAUGGAUGCCUCCGAGUGUUGCUCCUAUGGAAGAUGCAAGGGCGAUGUGGUCGUUUCGGUUGGCUGA